UUACGCACCUUCCUUUCUCCUCCUCGCCGUCGCCGCAAUAAAUCCCAGCAAGAAACCGCACCCCGCCUCGCCGCCGGCGGCUCACCGGAGACGGCACCCAUGGCCUCCCGACGGGCGCUCCACCUCUUGAACCCCUACCGCAGCAUCUCGUCGACCCCGCACCUCGCCUCCCUCGGCUGGUUCGACAAGAUCAAGUCCACCUUCACCGGCAAGAAGCCCGAGGCCUCCGAGGCAGACUCCUUCACCCUCAUCAAGUUCGCGGACACGAUGGAGACGGCGAGGAAGGUGGGGACGUUCAAGAACUUCGUCGCCGGGCGGGCCAGCGAGGCCACCGUCGUCAACGCCUUCGAGAAGCACUCCGCCGUGCUGCGCUACCUCGGCGCCAUCGACCCCACUGGCGAGAAACUAAAAAACAGUGACAAGAUUAACGCGACCAAGCACUGCAACUGCACGAUUGCUGAUGUGGAGCACAUACUGGCCAAAUAUACAUGGGCGAAAGAGGCACAGAAGAAGAUGGUAAAGCUCAAGGAAGAAGGAAAGCCAUUGCCAAAGACAUUUAAUGAGAUCCAAAAUCUAAUGGGUUCUACACCAAUGGAUGUCGGCCAAUCUAAUCUGGCGAAGAGUGGUCAGAUAAGUAGGAAUGCUCUCUGCCCAUGUGGUUCUAAGAAACGAUAUAAAAGGUGCUGUGGAGCUUCAUAAGGUGAACAACCAUGCUUUCGUUUGCUUGCACAUGAUGAAGGCCGGAGGCAGCAUUUAGGUUUGCUGUGAUCGACAAAAGCUUUUUGGCAAUUCUCAAUGUGAGCAUGCGGCUAUUUCCUGGACAGCAAACCGUGCGAGCAGCCGAGCAUGUGACUUUUAAACUUGUAAAACACCAUGCAUGAGCCCUGUACUUGGUUGUUGGGGGGGGGGACCUUUGCUUGAAUUGCUUGAUUUCUUGGUUGAUUUUAUUCAUCCUUGCUGAUGAAUCUUAGUAGCAUCCAUUUAGUUUGUUCAGAGUUCUCAUACAGGCCUGAGUAUGUUUUAGGCUUUACUGUUGCCCAACAUUUUCUGUUCUAGGUGGCAUAAGGAGAUAUGAUGGAUGAAUCUGAAUAAAGCAACUGGCUUUUGCUUCGCAUCUUAUCAUUGAUGAAA
This is a messenger RNA of Panicum hallii, 1131 nucleotides long. Its product is annotated as protein translocase subunit SecA. NCBI's taxonomy places the organism in Eukaryota, Viridiplantae, Streptophyta, Magnoliopsida, Poales, Poaceae. Bases 100 to 699 code for a protein of 199 amino acids. The record is from RefSeq and is a predicted model, not a curated record. The transcript has 5 exons.